CCGCCGCUCUUCGCGUGCUCACAGAUAUCGCAGGCCGCUACAUCAAGCUCCUCGGCUGCAACGCUGCAUCCGCCGCGAACUCCCGCGGCCGAACACAACCCAACAUCUUCGACGUCGUAAUCGCCCUCGAGAGCGCAGCGGCUAGCCGCGGUUACGCCGGCGCCUCCCAGGUCACUCGCCCGCUUCUCAGGUCCGCGAUGCUUCACGAGCUGCGAGCCUUCAUGGCUGCGAUCGACGAGAUCCCGUUUCCCCUACCGAUUCGCCGCCGGACCGCGAUAGAUGAGGAGCGGAAACCUAUCCCGAGUUUCGCACAAGUCGGGAAGGAACCCCCAAUGCCGCACGUACCGAGGUGGUUGCCCUGCUUUCCCGAUGGCUGGGAGAAGGAGGGGGAGAGGGAUUCAUCUAAGGUAGCUGAGAAGAAACAGCAGAUGCCGGCGGUUGAGGCGGGGGCGGAAAUGCAGUCUUCACAUCGAGUUGUUCUAAGAUCAGUUCGUAUUGUGCUAAAAGUGCUAAGAGAACACAGAUUGAAGAAUGCUUAA
Molecule: messenger RNA, 539 nt
Organism: Phalaenopsis equestris
Lineage: Eukaryota; Viridiplantae; Streptophyta; Magnoliopsida; Asparagales; Orchidaceae
Product: transcription initiation factor TFIID subunit 8-like
Cellular component (GO): transcription factor TFIID complex
Molecular function (GO): protein heterodimerization activity
Source: RefSeq, a predicted model, not a curated record